GAAGAAGUGUUGCGACAGGCGGAAGGACCGACGUUACUUUAUAAAUAUGCAAGGAGUGCAUGAUCGAUGAGAUCUCACAAGCACGUUUGUAUAUAAGCCUGCACUUGGAUAUAAAAUUCACAUUCGGAAAACGAAAAGUCAUCGCGUAAGUUACGUUCGUCUCAAAUUAAUGAAUCCAGAAGCGAAACGAGUCAACGGUUAGAUCAGUGAAACUCGUGCUCUGUAUUUUACAGUGAACAAAACUACUUUCUACGGCAAGGAUGAAGAGGUUCUUCUUAAUCAUCCUCUGGGUAGCAGUUCUGAAGGUUUACGGGAACCCAGUGUUACCGCAACCGUUGGUUCUGUCGGGACUCAGCGUGGAAUGGCCGUGCCAGAGCACGAAGAACAUUUACGAGACCAGCGGUCGCUACAUUUCCAGGAACAUAAUCGCUACCAGGGCACAGAUAUACAAUGAUCAAGCUAUCCUAGCACUGCCGCGUUACAAGCCAGGAGUACCGUUCACGUUAGGCGUCCUUUCAUUGAACUCGCAGAGCUGCGAACCAAAGAUAGCUCCGUUCCCAUGCUGGGCUAUUCAAGAAGAAGGAAACUGUCAAGCGUUGCAAAGCGUCGUGGACCUCGUCCUGGACAUGCAGGAUAUCCUCUGGGUUCUCGACGUCGGUAUCGUCAAUACUUUGGAACAACCUGUGCGUAGGUGUCCUCCCAAAGUCGUCGGUAUUAACGUGAGCAGCGGAAAAGUUGUAAAAGUGAUCGACUUGAGCACAUUGACAGAUGAUUCAUCGAGGUUGCAGUACAUGGCUAUCGACUACGCCGAAGACGGCCAGGUCUUCGUCUACAUCUCCGACGCUGGUACCGGUGCCAUUAUCGUUUACAAUGCUACCACGGAUUCCGGAUACCGCGUAAUUUUGCCAGCAGCCGCUGCAUCCGGUACAGACAAACCAGAUGCUCUGUACUUAGCUCUGGUCAGGAGACAAUCUUGCAGCUCCCCGGUUCUCUAUUUCACCUACUUGGGAUCUAGCAGGAUGUUCGCGAUCAAAACUGUGAAUUUGAGAUCCGGAAACGCGAAUGGUUCCAUAGUGGAUGUCGGUGGAAAGAAAAAUAAAAUUGUGAUACUGGGUACUGAUAAUGGAGCUGCUAUGUUCUUUAGGAUCAAGGGUGAUUCGAAUAUCUACUUGUGGAACACCGAUACUCCCUUCGUUCCGGAUAAUUUUCUGUUAGUCGAAAAAGCUAACGAGUGCAGAUUGCCGACACAAGUUAUGCCUGGAUACAAGGAUUUAAUGUGGGUAAUCGAGAGCAACUUCCAAGAUUAUAUUGAUAAUGCUGUCAGCUGUUCCGGGCCAUCGGUAGCUCUUCAUCCCUUAUUAUAUUCUUGCGACGAAUAUUAACAUAUAGAGAUUUUGGGACAAUCGGCGUACUGAACGUUAAUACUAUUAACUUUUCGAGUGUUGCUACCAGGAAAUAUGUUUCAUCGAUGAAAUUGUUUUCGAUUUUAAAAACUAUUACCGACACUUGAAAAGUUAAUCUAGUCAAACGAAAGCUCUUCUGCAUUUCUGGAAGGACAUUAAACCUGGACAAAUAUCAACCAGUGUCAAAUACGAAGCUUCCGCAGUCAUUGUUUCGAAUGACUCGCCAGAACGAAGUGAAUCGUACAUAUUUUUACUGUAAAUGAACAGUAACACUUAUGAAAGUAAAUAAAUUGUCCUUAAGCUAAUA
Messenger RNA from Ceratina calcarata, 1710 nucleotides. It is a transcript of the gene yellow-g, whose product is annotated as L-dopachrome tautomerase yellow-g. The record is from RefSeq and is a predicted model, not a curated record. The transcript is spliced from 3 exons. NCBI's taxonomy places the organism in Eukaryota, Metazoa, Arthropoda, Insecta, Hymenoptera, Apidae. The coding region runs from base 261 to 1382 and encodes 373 amino acids. Gene Ontology annotation, cellular component: extracellular region.